This is a messenger RNA of Dicentrarchus labrax (European seabass), 2317 nucleotides long. RefSeq names its product nuclear factor of kappa light polypeptide gene enhancer in B-cells inhibitor, epsilon (gene nfkbie). The record is from RefSeq and is a predicted model, not a curated record. Gene Ontology annotation, molecular function: protein binding. The coding region runs from base 466 to 1506 and encodes 346 amino acids. The transcript is spliced from 6 exons. NCBI's taxonomy places the organism in Eukaryota, Metazoa, Chordata, Actinopteri, Moronidae.
CGCCUUUCAUUGCUCAUAUGCUCUCCGCCAGGAGCUCAUGCUGUUACCGGAUAUAGACGACGAAGCUGCUGUUUUUCGCUUCAUUUACUUGGGUUUUUUUUUUUUUUUUUUUUUUAAACCCAUUUCACGAAUGGCUGGAAUGGCCGCAUAUUAAAACUUUUUUUAAAAACAGCAGGAAAAAAAAUCUAUAAUCGAUAGAAAAACUUUAAAGAAAGGGGGCCUGUUGCUGCUGUGAGAUAGUGUGUUAGUCGGUUAGUGGCAUGAAACGCUCAUUCCUCUGGUUUCACAAAGGAGCGGUGGUUUCCUCAGGUGUCAGCAGGCUGUCCUCGGAGUCCGGUCACAUCACCGAGCACCGGGCUUUGUAGCCUUUAAAAAAUCCUCGGGGGGAAGGCGGGAGGGGGAAACCCAGAGAGGGAGAGAGAGAGAGAGAGAGAGAGAGGGAGAGAGAGAGAGGCCACCGCCACCAUGGCAAGCGACGACUGCAGGAAAGAUGAUUUGCUGGAGGAUAACCGCACAGACUCGGGCAUUGACUCGUACCGCUCCAUACUGAAGCCGGAGGAGCCCCGGGAGCCGAGCAGCGACUUCACCGGGCCGAGGGACAAGUUUUCCACCGUGGAGGAGCGCCUGGACUCAGCCUACGGCUCCUCGUCCAUCACGGUGGAGAGUCUGACAGAUAUAGUCGGGGACUGCACGAUUUCCAACGCCAAUGAGGAGCAAGAACACAUCUCUGAACUCUCUGAACAGGAGGAGAACUUGCUCACGACUAUUACUGAAGAUGGAGACACAAUCCUGCACUUAGCAAUCAUCCAUGAAGAAGAGUUCAUUGCUCAACAGUUAAUACAGCUAUUCCCAAGAGAAGUCCUGGACAUCCAAAACAAUUUAUACCAGAGCCCCUUGCAUCUGGCCACCUACCUAAACCUUACAGAUGUUGUGAAGGGUUUGUUGGAGAAAGGGGCGGGCCUGGAGCUGCAGGACCAGGACGGGAACACAGCGCUCCAUGUGGCCUGCCAGCAUGGGCAGACAGAGUGCGCCAACGAGAUGACCUGUGGGUUUUCCCCUAGCAAGUUGGCGCCGGUCCUGGAGACCCAGAAUUGGAGAGGUCUUGCCUGUCUUCACUUGGCUGCACUGAACAGGCAACAUCAGAUUAUGAACCUCCUGACGGAAAAGGGAGCAGACUUGAAUAUCCAGGAAGGAACGAGUGGCAAAACAGCUCUUCAUCUCGCCGUUGAGCUGCACGACAUCACGUCAGUGAAGCUGCUGCUCAACAGGGGAGCCAAUGUGGACGCUGCCAUGUUUAAUGGCUGCACACCUCUGCAUCUCGCCGUGGGCAGACAGGACGCAGACAUUGCCAACCUCCUCUGCCAGUCUGGCGCUGACACAAUGCUGCGAAACAUGGAGGACGAAACGGCGCUGGAUCUGGCUGACGGCAAUGAUGAUAUUCUGGCUCUAUUUCCUUUUGACGACAUCCAGAUUUCUGGGAGGUCGGUGGUCAGUGUGAAGUUUUGAGCUGAGUCAUAGGCUGAACAACAAUCUUAACAUUGUCUGGAGCCUCAGUGCGGAUGGAACCUUUUUUGAUAAAAAAAAAAAAAAAAUGUAUUUGAGCUGACGUUUUGUAGUAAGUUCUGAUUUGAUCUGUAUUUAGCCAUUGUCUAGUCAAAUAUGCGCACGAGAUAAAUCUGAGUGAUUCUGCUUAACUGAACACUGAUAAAUCUAUUGGCUCAGUUACUUUGCUUCCUUUCGCAUGCCUCCCUGGAGGGGUUGCAACAAAAAGCCACCUCAAUGUAAGUGCCAAGCUUUCUGUCAACAUUUUCAACGUCCAUAAGAAAUUCUACCUCUUGAUGACAUUAACCUAAUUUUAAUGGCUAAGAAUGGAACAUUCAGAUCGCAUUGUUUCAUGAUUUUUCAAACUUUAGCAGUGCUACCAUUGCAUUUGUAUCAUAACAUGUUUAUAUCUCUGAAAAUGUGGCCUUUCAUUGUGCAGAAAGAACUCGAUCCGAGGCUAAAUUAAUCUUCCAUUUACUAACAGUGUGCUGCCAAAAAAGGCCUGCAAACUUAUGAAGACAAACUAGUCACCCCCUCGCUAUUUGUUAAGAAACCAGUUGCCCACAUAGAUAUGUAAUAUGUAACGCACAGUGCAGCUUCACCUUUUAGAUUUUCUGGGUUUGCUUCUUCAUAUUGUGAAACAGUUUUCUCUAUUUAUCUCAUCUUUAAUCUGCAAUAAACUGUUAAUGUUCUUUGAGGUGUAAUAACACUGCUGAUUCUAGUUAAUAUAAGCAGUUCAUUUAUUUUGUAAUAAAAUAAAAACAAAAAAACUCAA